AUGGCUCCUCCGAGGAAACGGCGAAAGAUAGACACUUUCACUGCAGAUGAAGUUCGUGAUAUCCUAAUGGAUUCAGAUUGGGAGAUCGAAGAUCCACGGGAUGAUUCUGUCGACAGGUGGAGUGAUGAAGAAGACAUGAACACUUCAGAUGAUACCAAUAUCACGUUUCAUGAUGACCCUUCUCAUCCUUCUGAAAACGAAGAAAAUUCUGUGAAUACUUCUGCAGAUAAUGUGCCUGGACCUACAGAUGCACAUCCUUCUGACGUUGAUCAACCGGCAACAGGUCCUGCAUUAGUUCAACAAACUGGCCCUAGUCUGACACGUACGACUCCAAUAUGGACAAGAUUAGCUGAAUGCGACAAUUUUACGCCUUCUAGAGCUCCAGUAGAUGGACGAGCUCGCCUCAAAUUUGACUUCACCGACUUCACACCUGUGGAUUUUUUUUACCAGUUUUAUCCACGCUCCAUAUUUGAGCAUAUCACCGAGGAGACCAACCGCUAUGCAUCCCAGUUUUUCGACUGCCCAGAUCCGGUUUUAUCAGGUUCUCGUUAUAAUGCAUGGAGUGACACUGACGAAAGUGAGAUGAGAGCUUUUACCGCAUUGCAAAUCGCAAUGGGACUCGUAAAGAAACCAGCUGUUGCGAACUAUUGGGAAACCAUCAGCGGUGUAUUGGCAACACCGGGAUUUGGAGAGGUUAUGCCAAGGAAUAGGUUUCAAUUGUUAAAUGGUUUUCUCCACUUCAACAACAACGGACGCAUCAUCACCCGCGGAAAUCCCGGAUUCGACCCAAUGUUCAAAACUAGACCUCUUAUCGACAAAUCGGUGCCACAAUACAUGGAUUCCUACGAACCUAGUUGCCAUCUGAGUGUGGAUGAAAGCCUUGUGCCCUUCAAGGGGCGCCUAGCUUACAAGCAGUAUAUCCCAAACAAACCAAAGAAGUGGGGUAUAAAGAUGUGGGUUCUGUGUGACGCAGAGACUGGAUUUUGUUUGAAGUGGCUUCCAUAUACAGGAGCAGAGAUUGUUCCACGUGGAGCUUCGGACAGCAUUAGCGAAAGGAUUGUGAAACGACUUGUGGAGCCAUACUUUGGAACGGAUCGCGCUGUCUACUGUGACAAUUUCUACACAUCGGUAGGACUUUUACAAGACCUUGCGGCCAAGGACAUGGGUGUGUGCGGUACAGUGAGAUCGAACAGACGAGGGCUUCCGGAUGAUGUGCGUAAUGGCCAGCUGCAUCUGAAGAAGGGCGAUGAUCCGGUAUACUACCGAAGUAAUGACGACAUGCUUCUUGUCAGUUGGCAUGAUACCAAACGCGUCAAUGUCCUGUCUACGAUCGACGAUAAUACUGUUAUAAAGAAGUCAGUGAGGAGUAGGCACCACCAAGGAGGAAGGCGGGAAAUCAAGAAGCCAUCAGCUGUGAUCUCAUACAAUGCCUACAUGAAUGGAGUUGAUAGGCUAGAUCAACAAAUUAGUUUCGGACUUUCGUCAUGUUCGUUGCGCAGUGUUAAAUCAUCAUCAUCGCACUUGCAAGGAAAUAUUCACCCUUUUUUAUUCAUUCUGGAAAGUAAAGCUGAGCAAAGGGAAGAUGGAGGGGAAGGUGAAGAUAAUGCCUUCUGUGUGUCUGGCGCCCUCACGAUACGAGGUAGCAAUUCAAGCUGCAGUAGCAGUUCAGGUGGUGGUCUCGCAGGUGCCCUUGGGGUGAGCUGUGAUGCCAGCCUGUCAAGUAACGAAGACAGCAGUCUAGACCGCAGUGACUUGAUAGAUGGAAGAGAUCCUCGGUCUCACCAAGGAGUGGAUCCUAAUGACCUAGUGGCAGGGAUCAGUAAGAUUGGACUGACACAAGCUCAGCAGGGACGGACUGAAGAGUAUGUGAACCAACUCCAGCAGCAUCAGUCCCACCAACAGCUCCAUGUUGGAUGGAAUCUCGGUGCCAAUCUCCAGAUUUACCCAAGUGACCAUGGUCCUCAUUACCCUACCCCACAUCAGCCUACAACGUUCAACCCACCGCCAGCCAUUGGUUACACCUCAACAGUCCACCCGCUGCAGGGAAGCGAUCCAAGCCCGAAGGAUCAGGCUGUUAAUGUUGAUCCCCCAAAGGCCAGUUAUCCAUUUAAGGAUCUUCGAGAGCUGCUUGAAAGCCUCGGUCUCAUCAAAUAUCUCCAUAUCUUUGAGGAGCAGGAGAUUGAUUUGAGAGUUUUUUUGACACUGACUGAUAGUGAUCUCAAAGAAGUAGGAAUAAAGUUAAUGGGGCCGAGACGCAAGUUGACCAAUGCUAUAGCUAGGUGGCACAGUCAGGCAGUGCCAUUCAGUAAUACACUGGAGCAGGUGUAUGCAGAUAGGGUGGAAACAGCUAUGCAAGAAAUGGCGAUACAGCUCUCAGAGGACAGCAUGAAAAAGGAACAACUUGAAGCACAGGUCUUGCAGGAGAAAGAGCUUAGGAGUGUAGUAGAGGGAUGUCUGAUGGAAGAUAAAAAGGUCUACCAGCAGAUGGUCUCCAUGGUUACAGAUACCAGCAAACUAUGUCAUCGGAUGAGGCAGCUCUAUGAUAAUAUGAGGUGCUACCAAGUCGAGUUGGUGAGGCGUGUCCAGUCUAUGCCUUUGCUAUCAAGAAGAGAAAGUGAUUCAGGGAUGAGCUCAGAUGGACGUGGUGGGUCAUCACCGUCAUCUGACAUUGUUCGUUCAAUCAUGAGCAGUCCUGUCCUGAGAGGUACCGCAGUCAGCUCGACUCAUCCAAACGAGCCAAUGGGCUUCCCCGCUAGAGAUGGCCACAGGCACACUUCAAUAGAUCAAGCCCUCUCAUUGGAUAACGAAAAUGGUGAACUGCGCAAGCUACCAAUGGUAGACCUUGUCGAAACACUAGGCCAGCUGUCUCAUAAACUUGGUAGAAUCGUUGCUAUGGUGACCAAUAAUAUGGAUAAAAUUGUUGAUGGACAGAGUGCCUUCUCACCGAAUUCUAGUGGCAAUUCACUCCCGUAAGACAAUGGUUCCAGAUCAUAACUAUUUAUUCAACCCUUUGUAUUUAUUUAUUUAUUUAACAAUAUCUAUUUAACACUGGAUGUGAGUGAUGCCAUUUAAAUUGUGCUCUAUCGAGUAGUUCUACUUUUGACCUGAAUGUCAGAGAAUAUUCAAACAGGAAUCCUGGACUGAAAAUAAUUAUAUCUAAUUGAGUAAUAGUCAUCAAGGAAAACAUUGAAAAUUUCAUAAUUUCAAAGUUAUUGCAUAUUUUUUUGCAAUAUUUUGUGAAAACAAUUAUGUGCACUCCGUCAUGAAUAUGCAUUAGAUGGGCUGAUGGUGUAAUGCCCCCACUUUCCUUUACUAAAGCUAUUACACUAAAUGAUGAUUAUUUCAUGUUUUCAAACAUGUGUGUAUGGUAUUUCUCACUUGGAACAAAAUGAGUUGUAUCAAUGAUUUUCUUAAUUAAGUUGUCAAACCAAUUCUUUCAUUCUGGGAGGACAAAAUUUUAAGAAAUAUAAUUUCAUGUAAUAAAGUACAAGAGAAUAAGAGGGGAUAUCAGCUUGCUCAUAGCAUAUCCACGAAGACAUGCAGAGAACUGUUUCUCUUACAUAAUGCAAAAAAAUUCAUGUUAUUCCUUAUGUUAUUCCUUGUUUGAUUUUAAUGAAAUUGUCAGUAUUAUGUUUGUCUGAUUCGACUUACCUUCUAUCUAACGCUAACUAGGCCACUUGAUGUAACAAAAUCCCCUAUCCUAGUUAGGGUUUAAUCCUAUUAUUUUCAUCCUGGAGUACCCCUUCAAGGGUUGAUCACUUACCAAAGUCUGUGUUACAUUGUUUGGCUCCCCUUAAAUUAUUGUUUUUCACAGCAUUCCUGCUUUGACAUUUUUGUCUCGCCUGCAUAGCAGAGCAAGACUAUAGGUGCCGCUUUUCCAACGUAGGGGUGGCAGGGUCAACAUUGAAAUCUUAACCAAAGGUUAUGUUUUGAAAUUACAUCAUAACUUUGAAAGUAUAUGGACGUAGGUCAUGAAACUUAGACAUAAGGGUAAUCAAGUAUUACUGAAGAUCCUGCCCGAGUUUCAGGUCACAUGACCUAGGUCAUUUAAGGUCAAUGAACUUUUGCCAUGUUGGGGGCAAUCAUUGAAUUGCCAUCAUAAAUUUAACAGUUUAUGGAUAUUCAUGUAGUUCAUGAAAUGUGGACAUACAUGAAACGGAUAAUCAAAUAACACUGAUCGUAUUGCACAAGUCUUAGGUCACAUGAUCAAGGUGAAAUGUCAUUUAGGGUCAAUGAACCUAGUAUUAUAUUAUAUGAAUUGUGUUUAAUAUGAAUAAUUAUUCAGUAGCUGUUUUCAAAGUCAGCACUGCUGCUAUAUCGAAUCGUGUAAUGUAGGCAAGACUGCCAGAGGCGUUCCACUUGUCGAAAGGGAAGAAGCAGGAUAGUUUUUAAAGAUUGGUGCCUUAUGGCUAUGCCACAUAGUUUUUCUGCAUCCCCCAUUACUUAAUGGGGAGGAUUAAAUGCUGAAUGAUGAUUAUCAGAAUUCUAGCUGAAAUUAUGUGGCAUAUAUUUAGUUUAAGUUCUUAGCCUACAUUCUUCACCUUGAUCAACAACUGAAAUGUUGGUAUCUAAAAUUUCCUCAGAUCAUUGCAUAAUAAUUUGUAAGUGAGAAAUGGCUGAGCAGAAACACCUUAACAACUUUUUUUUUGGGUGUAAAUUGUUCAUUUUUAAGAUUAUCUCAGAUCAUUGCAUAGUAAGUAGUAAUUGAAGUAGGGGAGAAUAGAAAUAUUGCAAAGGUGGUAUUCAAUAUAUCCCAUGUCUCCAUUUGCUUGUAUGUGGUUGCUGGAGGCAUUUCUGUUCUUGUGGCCGUCCAUUCUAAUUUGUUUGUGUGUGCUAGUGGUAAGUUUUAAAAAUGUAGUCACAGUGUAAAACUAUUUAUAGACAUAGAAAGUUUGUAAAAUAAAUCUGAAUACAACCACA
Molecule: messenger RNA, 4920 nt
Organism: Lytechinus pictus (painted urchin)
Lineage: Eukaryota; Metazoa; Echinodermata; Echinoidea; Temnopleuroida; Toxopneustidae
Exons: 6
Coding region: 1-2973 (990 amino acids)
Molecular function (GO): protein binding
Source: RefSeq, a predicted model, not a curated record